Trypanosoma grayi is the source of this 351-nucleotide messenger RNA. RefSeq names its product putative RNA-binding protein. Lineage: Eukaryota; Euglenozoa; Kinetoplastea; Trypanosomatida; Trypanosomatidae. The transcript has a single exon. The coding region runs from base 1 to 351 and encodes 116 amino acids. The record is from RefSeq and is a predicted model, not a curated record.
AUGAGCCUCACGCCGACGCUCAUUCCACACGGCGCCCCGCACCCGCUGCCGAUUCCGCCACUCCAACAGCAGCAGUCGCAGCAGGGUGGCGCGCCACUCUUCUACCAAACGCCGCUUGAGCAGCCGCUAGGGUACCCAGUGGCGGCGAUCCCCGCGCAGCAGGGAUACAUGUCGCUGCCCUCACCGUUCGUGCCGUCAUCAGCGAUGAUGGGGAUGCCGGUGUACUUCGCCGUCCCGCAGUCCUCCGGGCUGCCGGGGGGCGUGCCGCAGCAGUUCGUCGUGCCAUCCAACCUGAUGGCGUCGGGCAGCUACCCGCAGCAGCUAUACUCCUCGCUCGUCUUCUCGCCUUAA